Messenger RNA from Leptopilina boulardi, 1285 nucleotides. RefSeq lists its product as uncharacterized. The transcript is spliced from 2 exons. Bases 273 to 1112 code for a protein of 279 amino acids. NCBI's taxonomy places the organism in Eukaryota, Metazoa, Arthropoda, Insecta, Hymenoptera, Figitidae. The record is from RefSeq and is a predicted model, not a curated record.
UCACAACAGCCAUUAGUUUAUGGUUUAGCAAAAGUUGAAGCUUGUUUUUCUUUUUACUAUAAAAAAAGAAAUAUUAUUGCGCAAAAAAAAAAGAAUAUAUAAGUUUUCAACAAAUUUAAUCGAAAAAGAAAUGCCGACUGUAAAAAAUCGACGACCCAAAGGGAGUGCAUUAUUGUGUUAUUAAUUUUUGAUACUCUUGCAUUAUUUAUAAUUACAAUUUUGCUAUAUCAGUAAUACAAAAAAAGACGAAAUUCGGAAAAAAAAUUUCUGUAAUGUAUAAAAAUAAAAUUGAGGAAAUGGAGGAAAAUUUGACAGGCGACGAAGAAACAUGUGAGGAAGGUAUUGAUGGUUAUGAAAAAUUUGUCACACACGAUGAUCAAGUUGACGAAGGUACAAUUGAAUAUCUCGAUAUGGACAUGGAAAUAAUACAGGAAGCCGAUGAUGAAUGUCAUCAAACAACAACAACAACAACAACGCCAGUUACAAUAAUUGAUACAAAUAAAUAUACACAAAAAAAACGACAACGCUCGAAAGAAACAAAAUCAAUUACAUUUGAAAAUAAAAUAACACCAAAUGAAUUAAAAUUACGUCCUAAAUAUCGACCAAUAAGACCAAAACCAAGUUCACAAUUAAAUUCCGUCACGCGAACAACAACAAAUAAAUUACAAAAUUUAACGCCAAUUGUGAAUUUUAAUACAACGCCAGGAUUUAUUGUCACUGCGCCAUCGUCAUCAUCAUCAUCAUCGACAUCAGCGGUGAUAAAAAAAGAAAAAGGACACGAAACAUAUGUUUCAGCGAAUUCAAUUGUUAAUAAUAGAGGGAUAACAUUAUCAAAAAUGAUGACAAAUGGCGCUGGUAUUGUUGGCAAUAAGGAUAAUAAUAAUUUAUUAUCAACAACAACAUUAUCAUCAAAUGAAUUACAAAAUGGUAAAGUAAAAUUGCGUAAUACACCAAAAAAUAGUGUGGAAUUAUUUUUUGAAAGUAUGGCAAAAACUGUUCUCAAUUUACCAACGCAUAUUCAAGCUGAGAUAAAAAUGGAAAUUUGUCGCGUUGUUACAAUGGCGGAAAUUAAAUAUUUAUCAGAGGAAGGAAAAAAUGUUAAAAAAGAUUGAUUAAAAUUAAUUUAAUUUGUAUAUUAUUACAGUAUAAAUUUAUUAUUAUUAUUAUGUAUAAAAAACAAAAACAAGAGACAAAAGAAAAAAAAAGGGAGUGAUUUGUUUUCUUUGUACAUAUUUUUAGUGAUUUUAAAAAAAUAUAUAUAUAUAUAUCUAUCUUUCGACAGUGA